CGCAAAUUGGUUGCAAUCUAACUCUUAUUAUACACAUCAGAUAUUUAUGAUGGAUUUGUGAGCUCAAACUACGCCGAAAUUGUGAGUCUAAUCGGUUGUAAUUUUUAGUGUAUUUAUAUGUUUUAAUCGGGCAAUACAACUUUCAAGGUUGGUCAGAUCUGGUGGCGACGACUUACUCUUUUAUGGUUCAACAAUAAUGUAAUGUUACGACAAUAUGUGCACAUAUUGAGAGAUAAAGAUCAACCCUUAGAAGUUGUGACGGAUUAAAAAUAUUUUAAAAGAUUUAAAAGGAUACGACUUUUUAUUAUCUAAUAUACUAUUCUAUAAUAAUUUGAUAAAUUUAAGUUUAUGUAUUUUUAUUCUAUCUCUGAUAAAAAAAUUAAUAAAUAAUUCUCUUUAGACAUUUUUUUGUUUUUAUUUUCAACUUUAUCAUAGUGUAAUGUAUCUCAAGAUCAAAUCUAUGAAUCUAUUGUUACAAGCAAAAUAUGUGAAUCUCUCUUCGCCAUCCGUGGAGGUUUUUAUGAGCUAAAUAAAGGAUUCAUUUGUUGGAAACAUUUCUAAGAUGGUAUGCAUCUUACACUCGUUUUGUUUGAACUUCAUAAAGCCAUUUUUAUCUACUUUGCCAAUAUUUUUUUGAUAAGUGACUUUGCCAAUAUUAACAUGCCAAAUAUAGACUCCUUCUUCAUCGGUGUUCCAUCGAUCAAAUAACCUCUCAAAUCUUUCAUCCUUUCUCCUUUUGCUCUUUCUUUUGCCAAAACCCAAACAAAAAAAACUGUCUAUUCUCAGCUGAAACAAACAAACUGAAAUCGUUUGUCAACAGAACAAAUCAUACAGAAAAAAAAACAUUAACAAUUAUCGCCAUUUUUAGCCAAAACUCUGAUGCAGUUUCUCAAGAAUCUUGCUGUUGCAUGUUGAGAGCAAAGUCUUUGUUACAAUUUUUUUAAAGGAUAUUAGGCUCUGAUCCUAAUAAAGAUGUUAUCGUUUCGUAUCCCAUCUAUGGGAACCCAGCCGGCCGCAUUCGCAGCUAAAAUAACAGACACCACAAAGACCGUGGCACAACUCAAGUCAGCUGCGACCCCCACGCCUCACAGCACAGUCACGUGCGGCUACCAAGCUCACGUGGCGGGCUUCUUCCGUAACGUCACGGUUUUAUGGUCCAAGAAUCUCAUGAACCAUUCCCUCACCGUCAUGGUCUCUAGCUUAGACAACGAUAUGAACUAUUGCUGCAAGAUCGAUCUUGUCAAGCCGUGGCAGUUCUGGAGCAAAAGAGGUUCGAAGUCAUUCGACGUAGAAGGAAACUUCGUGGAGGUCUUCUGGGAUCUAAGGUCGGCGAAGUUGUCAGGAAACGGUAGCCCCGAGCCGGUGUCAGAUUAUUACGUGGCGAUAGUUUCGGACGAAGAGGUUGUCUUGUUGUUGGGAGACUUAAAACAUAAAGCUUACAAGAGGACGAAGUCAAGACCCGCGCUGGUCGAGGGGUUUAUAUCUUUCAAGAAAGAGAGCAUUUUUGGGAAGAAAACGUUUUCUACAAGAGCGAGAUUCGACGAGCAGAGAAAGGAACAUGAAGUGGUGGUGGAGAGCUCGAACGAUGAGAAAGAUCAAGAGAUGUGGAUAAGCAUGGAUGGGAUCGUGUUGGUGCACGUGAAGAAUCUGCAGUGGAAGUUUAGAGGAAAUGUGAUGGUGUUGGUGGAUAGAACUCCUGUGAUGGUGUACUACGAUGUGCAUGAUUGGUUGUUUGGGAGUUCGGAGUCCACGGCGAGUUCGGGGCUGUUUUUGUUUAAGCCGGUGGCGGUUGGAGCGAUGAUGGUAGACGAGUACUUUAGCGAUGCGGAGGAUGGGGAUAGUGGAGGAGGGAGUAGUCCUUUGAGUCGGUACAACUCUGCAUCUAGUGGUUAUGGGCCAUUGCAUGAGUUCUGUUUGUUUCUUUAUGCUUGGAAACUUGAGUGAUAAAAUGUUAAUACACCAUAGAAAUUUUAUAGUGUUUUAUUUUUAAUUAUACUCUUUAAAUCUCUCUUUAUAAUGUAUUUGAUCACCAGGAGAGAUUUCUCGUUGAAAUCCAGACUCAUCACCAUGGUUAGUAAAAAAUUGGAUAAUUAGCUAAC
Messenger RNA from Brassica napus (rape), 2099 nucleotides. RefSeq lists its product as uncharacterized. The record is from RefSeq and is a predicted model, not a curated record. Lineage: Eukaryota; Viridiplantae; Streptophyta; Magnoliopsida; Brassicales; Brassicaceae. The transcript has a single exon. Bases 973 to 1944 code for a protein of 323 amino acids.